Molecule: messenger RNA, 3585 nt
Organism: Australozyma saopauloensis
Lineage: Eukaryota; Fungi; Ascomycota; Pichiomycetes; Serinales; Metschnikowiaceae
Product: autophagy protein
Exons: 1
Coding region: 1-3585 (1194 amino acids)
Biological process (GO): piecemeal microautophagy of the nucleus; autophagy of mitochondrion; autophagosome assembly
Cellular component (GO): Atg1/ULK1 kinase complex; phagophore assembly site membrane
Molecular function (GO): molecular adaptor activity; protein kinase binding
Source: RefSeq, a predicted model, not a curated record
AUGACGGCUCCAAUUGCGCAGAUCCUGGUGUACAAUGCUCACAACGGUGACUGUGUUGAAAUCCCGAAGCCCGUGCGGUUUCACAGCUUGAGCGCGCUCCGAGAUUAUCUUCUGGAAGCAUUCACACACAGUUCUAGGACCGCCAACGAGAGCAUAUUUCUUCUAACGCCGUUUGGAAUCAAGCUCAACUUCCAGAUGAUCAACGAGAUGUCUGAGAUUUACUACUAUGAUCGGCGCUUCUUCGAUAAGGCCACAGAUAAGGCCGAGGCGCUACAGUAUCUUAGCUCACACGAUGAAAUGCCAGUUCCGAAACCAGAUAAGUAUAUAUUUGUAGAGACAGACAACGAGAGAGAAAUAGUGAAAACUUUUGAGAGCUACGAGCAGUGGGCUCGCAAUCUAUUGCUGCAGACGACACGGACUCAGAUGGUGUGUGAUUCACUUACCAGAAAGAUCAAUUACAUCUUCAAGUCGUUGAACAUCAUCUUCCAGUUCGUGUCAAACUUCGUGAAGACCACGGAGAAAGCCUUCUCCGGGUUCCACGAAUCUGUCAAGCUUCUAUGGACGAAAUCGUUGAGCAACUCGUGGCAGUCGCAUUAUGCGGCGCUCAAGAGCUUUCCACCAAUCCACUUCAAGAAUUCCAGCGCCAUCUACUUGUAUCGUUUCCUAGAUGAAGACGAGUUCCGCGCCUCUGCCACUCUAAUUAACAGACACCUACCCAAACUAGUUUCCCGCUUCAAUGCUUUCUCCGAUGAGAUAGAUACUAUAAACGAUGGAACCCUUGAAAUCGACAAGAUGAUUGAGGCAUUGCGCUCACAGUCGGCCAAAAAUUUCAAGGGCUACGAUACUGAAAAGAAGAGUAUGGGCACAGAGAUCGACUCGUUCAGCACGGCAUUUUCGGAGGACUCGCGGGUGUUUCAUUCGCUCUCACGGCGCGAGCAGCGAGUCUUAUACCAACAACAUAAAUUAUUGUCUGUGCUGUUUCAUGAAGUAGCAGACAAAGCUUAUUCAAUUCUGAACCGGCUAUCGGAGUUUCAUCGCAUGUUAGUCACCGAGUCCGUUCCCAUAUUCCAGGAGAUUGCUCUUCUUCAGUUAAAAGCGGUGACUUUGAGGAACGAUUCCAAAGCCUUGAUGGUUAAACAGGAUUCGAAGACCAAGAGCAUUGAUCAGCUGGCACUGAGCUCUCUCACUUUCGAAAUCGUCGAGAUGGUCAGGAAUGCAGAAAAUAAUUUGUCUAUGACGAUCGAUCUCCCGCUUUUAUUUGGGUUCACCCUUGUUGAACAGAGGAGACAGUUCGAAUGGCACGAUUUCUUCCUGAAGGGUUUGGUAAACGGCGUGUCAGAACAGCUCUCGGUGAUUAUCGAACAUGAAAGCACAUUCCAGAAUCUAUGGAUCAAAAAAUUUGGACAGUACAUUAAAAAAAUUGACCCUCAAAUCGAUCUCCUGUCCAACAUUCCCUCAAUUGAUGUCACGUUGGUCAAUUCAAACGCUAAUUCAAACGAACAUAAUGUUUUUGGCUGGAAUCAUUCAAAAGAUUUUGACAGGGAAGACAUCAUUGGAUACAUCGCAAUCUUGAAGAAACAAAAACUCGAGAAGUUUAGCAGCAUCUUGGAGAAAAACUUCAAGGACAUGGUGCACUCGACUGACCAAAUGAAUAAAAUGAGUAAGACAGUGUCAGCAUUAAGUGCUCAUGUAUAUUUGGAUGAACAAGCUAUCAAUAAGAGCCAAACCAAGUUGGAUGGCAUUGGCACCUCCCAGCUUGACCAAAAUCUUGUUGAGGGACUUAAAAUGCGGAUAAAGAAGCUUGAAAAUUUGUUGCAUCAAAACCAGUUCAGGAACAUCAAUAACUGGCCUGUAGUCAGAGCCGACCAGAUCACUUCGGCGAACCAGAUGAGUCUAAUUAUGAAUGGUCCUGCCACUACCAACACCAUUAAUCAGAACCCACUCAAGUUUCUUCAAAGAGUCAACUCAACUCCAGAAAAGAGAACUACACCUUCAAUAAUGCCUCAAAAAGUACUCGAUGCUUCAACUACAAUUGACAAACAUCUUGAUAACAUCAGGUUGCGGAGAGAAUCUACAGAGCUUGUCAACCAUAACCAGGAGUUGUUAAGGACAAAUAAUCAAUUUGAGACCAGGGUCUUGGAGCUAGAGAAUCAGCUCAGAGAGAUAACUUCUAAACAUGAUGCUCUUGAAAAUCAACUCCAAGACAAGGCAACGCGCUGCGAGGUACUUGAGAAAGAGCUUGAAGAGAUAUCAAAAAGUUACCAGAGUCUUGCUACGAAAGCUACAGAGUCCGAGAAUAAGCUAGAUGAAGCUUAUACUGAAAUCGAGAGCCAGAAAGCUCAGUUCGCGCAAGAGAAGGAGCGUAGCUCGAAAGAAAAGGAGAAAGCAGACGCAGAAAUUGAUAGUCACAAGAUCGAAUUGGCAGCGCUCAAAUCAGAAGUACAAGAUCACGCAAAGACCAAAUCAGACCUUUUGACGACCAUGCUGGAGAAAGAACAGGAUUUCGCAAGUGAAAGAUCUGACCUUCAGCGGGAAAUCAACGAACUACAGGAACAGCUUUCUCAAAAAACUGAAUCUUUGGAUAAAAUCACAGAGGUGCUGCGCAAUAAACAGAAGAGAGCGCAGGUAUUGCUUGUCUCACUCAAUCAGAUGCUUCGGGCGCUGUUCCACGCCAUUGAAGAUCUCAGUUCACUUAGCAUCAACUAUUUUCACGAGUUCUGUCUUGUGACACAAUCAAUGGGUCUCCUCUUGGUACGCGAGCCACGUAAAGAGGAUGGUAAAAUGGAGUAUCGGAUUAAAAGAGUCAAGGGUCUUCGUGAGCGCAAUAACGAGGAUUCAGAACAGGAUCAUUUGCCUUCCAUGAAAACCGCUGCCAUAAACGAUGUAGAAAAAGCAUUCAAAUGGUUGGAGGUCACUAAAAACAGCUUGAAGACUCUCGACAAAACUGCUGAGCCAAAGACGCAGAGAGAUCCAGAUCCAAGCUCACAGCAUAUACCAACCGAAGAGGAAUCUGAAACGAUACUUCGGAUUUUCGGAGACUUUUUGUUGCCUCAAAAUAGCGAACCUUCCCUGCUAAAUGUAGCCGUGAAGGCUCUCUCGUUCAAGGAAGAUAUCCAGCUCCAGGGUCACGACAAAAAGAACUACGUGGACGAAGGGUUUUUCUACAACGGUAUUGCAAAGAGGUUUAGUGAUGUAGAAGGCUAUGCCAAAAAGUUGACCAAGGAGAACAAGGUCAAGACCGCUGAAGUGGCGAGACUAUGCAAAGAACGGAACGAGAAAAUUGCUAUCAACAAUUUCCAAGUAGGCGACCUUGUAUUGUUUUUACCAACAAUCACCAACGAUGAGACCGAUAGCCAGGAACAAACACCAUGGACCGCAUUCAACAUUGACGCACCGCACUAUUUCCUUGACUUAGAAUCACAACCUCAAAAGUCCAGCAAGGAGUGGAUAGUAGCGUUCAUCAGCAAGAUAGAGGUACACGAGGUGACGGAUAGUACGGUGACGGAUCGGACGAAAAAUCCCUAUUCUUUAUCGGCAGGUGACCGAUGGUAUUCGGUUCUGACGCAGGCCACAAAAAACGAGUAG